CGGCAGCGGAGCCAACUGGGGAGGAGCUCGGUGCGCUUUAAGAGCCGCGCGCCAGUCACGGCGCGCUGCAGCGGCGGCCGUCGCGUUACCAUGGAGACGACGGCCGGACCGGUCGCUAUGGAGACGGUGGUGCCCUGGCUGCCGGGCGGACCGCGCCGCAGGGAGGCGCGGAGGCACGCGCUGCUGGUGGUGAUCGGGGAGGUCGGCACGGAGCCGGAGCGCGGGGCGCUGCGCGGCGCCCUGGAGCGAGGAAUUCGCUCCUGGAAUAUUGACCCUUUGUCCUGCGAUCUGAAUCAGCAACUGCAACUCUUUGUAACCCGGCAUCUGGCCCAGUUUUCUUCAGAAGUCAAAGGCCAAAGAACCCUCCAUCACCGGAGUGAUACUCUGGAGACAGUGAUCCUGGUAAACCCCAAUGUGGACAGCAUUGUGUCUGAGGUCCGCUCGCUGGUGUGCGAUUCAUCAGCCCACAAACUACUGAUCUUCUGUGGUCAGAGCUCUGACCAGGAAGGAGACUUGGUCCUGCAGACAGGGACCUUCACUUACCAGAAAUUUGCUGAGAUACUUUCAGACCCAGAGGUCACGCAGAUUCUUAGAAACACUGAUUCAGAUAUCAAGGCUUCCCUUACUGUGUCGUGCUUGGGAGAAGGAGACUGGAGCAAUCUUGGACAUCCCCGAUUUCAGGAUAUCAUUAAUCUGAAACUGAACCCCGAUCCAGUUCUGCCAGAAAUGGAUGGGGUGUCUGAGUUUGCAGAAUAUGUCUCUGAAACAGUUGAUGUGCCAUCUCCAUUUGAUCUUCUGGAGCCACCCACCUCAGGGGGCUUUUUGAAGCUUUCUAAGCCCUGCUGCUACAUAUUCCCUGGUGGAAGAGGAGAUUCUGCUCUCUUUGCUGUUAAUGGGUUUAACAUCCUUGUGGAUGGUGGCUCUGACAGGAAAUCGUGUUUCUGGAAGCUGGUAAGGCACCUGGAUAGGAUUGAUUCUAUUCUUCUGACCCACAUCGGUGCGGACAACCUACCUGGCAUCAAUGGGCUGCUGCAGAGGAAAGUUGCUGAGCAAGAGGAGGAGCAGUCCCAGGGGUCUACCAACUACAGCGACUGGAUGAAGAACCUCAUUUCUCCUGAGCUGGGGGUGGUUUUUUUUAAUGUUCCUGAAAAGCUGAAGAUGCCAGAAUCGUCCAUGAAAGUAAAGAGGAGCAUCGAAGAAGCUUGCCUGACACUGCAGUAUCUCAACAGGCUUGGCAUUAAAUCAGAGCCCCUCUACAGGGUGGUGAGCAAUACCAUUGAACCUAUCACGCUUUUCCACAAAAUGGGAGUGGGUAGGCUGGACAUGUACGUACUGAAUCCUGUCAAGGACAGUAAGGAAAUGCAGUUUCUAAUGCAGAAAUGGGCUGGUAAUAGUAAAGCAAAGACUGGCAUAAUUCUCGCAAGUGGGAAAGAAGGUGAAAUUUCCGUUCCCUAUCUCACGUCCAUCACAGCCCUGGUGGUGUGGCUGCCAGCCAGCCCAACAGAGAAAAUUGUAAGGGUUCUGUUUCCUGGAAAUGCUCCUCAAAAUAAGAUACUGGAAGGUCUUGAGAAACUCAAGCACCUGGAUUUUCUGAGGUACCCAGUGGCUACUCAGAAAGAUAUCACUGCUGGAAUACCUCCACCUGUGCUCAAGCAGACCAAAAUUAAGCAGAGAACAGACAGUAAGGAGAGUCUUAAAUCUUCCCCCAAGCCAUCUGUGACAAAGCAAGCUAAGAAAGAGGAGGCAGUUGAAGAGGGGAUUAAAGAAGUAAAACCGGAAGUCAUAAAGGAUGUUAAAAGUGAGAAAAAAGUUAAAGAACACUCUGAGAAGAUUCCCGAGAAACCUGUUAAGCAUGAAAAGAUAAAGACAGAAUCAAAUGAUGCUCUCAAAGCUGAGAAAAGAAAAAUGGCAAAAGACAAAGUUGGCAAAAAGCAUCUCAAAGAGAAAGUAUCCAAACUGGAGGAGAAGAAAGAUAAAGAAAAGAAAGAGAUUAAGAAGGAGAAAAAGGACUUUAAAAAAGAUGAUGGAAAGAAAGAGGAAAAGAAAGAUUCAAAGAAAGAAGAUAAAAAGAAAGAAACCAAACCAGAGCCCAAAAAAUUGUCUAAACCAGACUUAAAACCGUUUACUCCUGAGGUAAGGAAAACAUUAUACAAGGCAAAAGUUCCAGGCAGAAUCAAAACUGAGAAGAUCAAAGUCAAGCCUGAAAAAGAAAUACUCAGUGAUCUGAAGAUGUCACCAGUGGAGAAGUUGCCAGCAGAGGUGGAGCCAGGAGAGGCUGCCAUUGCUGAACAGAGGUUAGUCCUGUCUUCACCAGAAGAUCUUACAAAGGAUUUUGAGGAACUGAAGCAUGAGGAGAAAGGGAAUUUGCAGGUGACUCAGGAAAUGUCUGAUAUUGAAAUAAGUGAUAAAUUUAGGAGAGCACUUGAAACAGAGAUGAAAGAGCCUGCAGAUGUGACGGAUCCAAAUCAACUUGCAGUGGAUCUGAUUUUGAAAACAAACAUUCCUGAUCAGGGACCAACUACUGCUGACAGGGAAAAAGAAUCACCAGCAGAGGAGAAAGCAGUUCAUCAUCUAGAACCAACAGCAGGUCGAGCUGAAGAAACAGAGGAUGAAGAAAGAACAAUAGAUGAGGAUCUUGAGAUGAGAUACAGUGAGAGAGAAGCUGAGCAGUACAAGGAAGCUCAGCUGUUGCUAGGCAGAGAACAGGUACCAUCACACACAGCUCUCACAGCAAAAGGUGCUCUGUCACCUGCAUUCAGAGAGGAAGACAGGGAGGAGGAGGAGAAAAUCUCCUUGGACAGAAAACAGAGGGAAGCAGAAACAAAGACCUGUGAAGAGUAUAACGAGGGGACAGAAGCACGGGAGAAGGCUGAGAAGGAAAAGAGAGAGGAUAUGUUAGAAAAGGCAGAACAGGAAGAAAAGGAAGAAAAGUACAUGAAGGCAGAACAGAAAGUGGAAAAGAUGAAAGAUUUCUACGAGCUAAAUCAGGAUGAGGGGGAGGAGAAAUUGUUGACCACUGAAGAAAAGGAAAAAGAAGGUAGUGACAUGGGUGAGAAAAGCAAGUUACUUGGAAAGGAGGUAACAAAGGAGGAGUCAUUUCUGAGCAGUCUGCCAGUCCCUGCAGCAGCAGCAGUAGAACAUGUUUCAUACAUCCAAGAUGAAACUAUCCCAGGCUAUUCAGAAACAGAGCAGACCAUUUCUGAUGAAGAAAUACAUGAUGAACAGGAAGAGAGGAUCCCGCACUUGAAGUACGACGUCAAUGCAUAUGACAUUUCUGUUCCUGACCACCCCGGCUCUUUUGAAGCAGUACACGGAAUACAGGCCGUGCCUGCUGCAGACCUUGCAGCCAAAGGCUAUGCUGGCCAGGAGUCUGAAAUCUUGGCAUACCCUACAAACAUAGUGGCAGCACCUCUAGCUGAGGAGGAACAUAUAUCUUCUGCUACCUCCAUUACAGAAUGUGAUAAGCUUUCAUCUUUUGCAACUUCAGUAGCAGAAGAUCAAUCAGUGGCAUCAAUAACAGCACCACAGACAGAAGAAACUGGGAAAAGCUCUUUACUUCUGGACACAGUAAACAGCAUGCCUUCUUCUCGGACUGAAGCAACCCAAGGUGUCGACUAUGUGCCCUCCGCUGGCACAAUCUCUCCCACAUCAUCUUUGGAGGAAGACAAAUGUUUUAAAUCUCCGCUUCCUGAAGAUUUCCAUGCACUAGCAGAAGGAGAGAGAAAACUGGAAGCUCAAAAAAAGGAUCUUCCUGAAGAGGCAGAAGAUGAAGAGGAAGAAGAUGGGACUCCAAAUAUUGAAAUGCCUGAGAAACUCAGAGGGCAUUACAGUGCCCCAUUGUUUACUCAUGAAGAAUGCCCGGAUAAUGUGUUAAUGAACGUCCCCACAGAAGUGAUGCAAACUUCAGGCCUGCCGUUGUCUGCUGAAGAAACACCGUUCUCCCAGGUUGACUCUACAGAGGCUGAAGAGCGAUGCAUGAGCCCUGAUGAUAGUACAGUCAAAAUGGCAUCUCCUACUCAGUCUGGCCCCACCAGUGCAGGACACACACCUUUCCACCAAUCUCCAGUGGAGGAAAAACUAGAAACAGUAGAUUCAGAGCUAUUUGAAAAGCAAGCAGAUGCUACUGCUGAGAAGUCAGAAGGCCAGACUUCUGUUGUGGUGAAAGGAGCCAAGGAUGAACCUCUCAGAGAUGAUGAGGUGUCUGCAGCCAAGUGCAAAUAUGAAAAAGACGCACCCGGACCUGAGCAGCACAAGCUGGAUUCAGACAGUGAUGUGUCACUGUCUCCUGGGGAGGAGGUGCAGGGAGCGCCCAUGGGGAAGGAGGAGCUGCCCUGGCUGUCCUACCACAAGCAGGACACAGUGGUGAUAGGGGAGGAGGAGGAGGAGCUGCCUGUACUGCCCCAUCCCAAGAUGGAUGUGUUUCUGGAGCCAGGAAAAGAGCUGGAAACCAAAUCUGUGGCAGAAGGUUUAAUGGGCUUUUCAAAACGUUUGACCGUUGAACCUUUCUCUGCCACAGGAACAUCUGUAGGAAGUAUGGAUUCUCCACAGUUCACACACCAAACCAAAUCUGAAAGUGACGAAACCUCACGAUUUUCUCCAGAGGAUCCCAAAUUGGCUUCUUUUACAGAAGAGAAUCUUGGAAAAGAAAAAUCCCCAGAGAUUUCUAUGAAGGAGGUGGCUGCUGCAGAAGGAAAACUGCUCUGUUUUGCAGAAGACGCCUCAGAAGAAGAAAAGUCCUCCCAGGUUUCAGUUAAAGACAUUUCUCCAGAAGAGACCAAAUCUAUUUCUCUCACUGAGAGUCCCAGCAAGGAAAUCUCUUCAGACCUUUUUGUUAAGGGAAUUUCUCCAGAAGACAUCAAAUCUCUUGGUUUCGCAGAGGAUAGACCUGUGAAAGAGAAGAUGGUGUUUGACUUGACUGACAAAUUCCCUUCAGAGGCUGUGAAACCCAUGGAUUUUACAGAGCAGAGCCCAGAUGUGGAUGAAAAAUCACCAGAAGUUUCUACCAAAGGACUCAUAAAAGAAACACCAAAAUCUUUUUCUUGUCCAGAAAGGACCCAAGUGAGAGACGCAUCAGCCAGAGACACUUCCAGUGAAGAAAUGUCUCCAGAUGAUAGCAGUUUGUUUUCUCUAACUGGAGAAGGCACAUCUAGGGGAAGAACUUCAGGCUUGUUUUCUCAGGAAGUAUCUCCAGAUGCCAAGAGCUCACACUUCAUAGAACCUAGCCCAACUGAGGGUAAGACGUCAUCACGCGUUUCUACUGAGGAUGUUAAAUUUUGCAGGAUGAAGGAAGGCAGAGAAGAAAAAUCUCCAGAAAUGGAAGACUUUUACAUGAAAGAUGUAAGCAAUGAGAAGAAAGUAUGGUUUCCAGAAGAAGUGGAGGAGCUUCCUGUUCAGGGAAGGCGGCAGAGGUACGAUAAGGAGAGAGAGAGCACAUUCUUGGAUGAGGCACCAGGAUAUGAAACAAAAUCCCUUUCUAAAAUGGGGGAAGAGGAGAUUCUGUCUCCUGUAGAGCCUGACAGUCUCACCUGGAGAAGAGCAGAAAGGGAAACGUGGGGCUCUAAAUACGAGUAUCUUCAGGAAGUAAAAGACACUGGAAGAGCAGGGCAGUUACCCAGCGAGGAGGAUGAGGUUCUCCACCAUGCCAAAGACAAACCUGUUCUAAUGCAAGCAGAAGCAGAACAUUUAAAUGUGGAAUCGUGUGGUUACAAAGAAGAGACACUGCAGAGUACCAAACCUACAGCGGAAACAAAGAAUGUGAAAAUAGCUCCUGUUGACAUCUCUUUCCCAGACAGUUCUCAUCUGUCUUCUCAGUAUGUCUCUGGUGAGGAAAGUCAGGGCAAAGUGUUAACUGGAGGCAAAGAAAGGCAAGAUCUGUUGCUGACAUCUAAACAAGAUUACUCCUAUUUAGAUGAUGAGGAGAAAGCUGUCCUAGAUAUCUAUGCAAAGUCACUAGACCAAGCACUGACAGCAUCUCCCCUGGUGAGAGCAACUAGCCCUCUGGAAAAGAAGGCUGGCACAACACCAGAAACAGAGAGGCCUUACAAAGUAGAUCAGUGUGAGGCACCUCUACAGGAGGAAAUCCCAUCGAAGCCUGCAGAGAAAAAAACAGGUGUCAGUGGUUUAUAUCAGGAAAUAGAUAGAAAGCAAGAGGAUGGGUACAAAUCCGUUGAGGCUCUCUAUGACUCUACUGGAAGCAAAGAGCAGAUGGCAGCAGCAUCUGCUUUGUUGCAGUCAACAAGACAGGCAUAUGAAUACGUAGCAGCAUCCACAGAAGAAAGUGCUGCAGUGUCAGGGCAGUAUGCACACUCCUCUCUUGGACAAGUGCCUCCUCAAAAAAGUAGUGCUGCAAGCCCAGUAGCAUAUCUUCCAGAGUCCCAUUCCAGGAGCCCCCUGGACUCUCCUUCCCAAGAGGAAGAGGUCUGCAGAUCCAGAAGUGAUGACAGUUCUAUGAGACAAGAACAAGAAGAAAGAGAACCAACUCCCUACCCUGAUGAAAAAAGUUUCAAGUAUGCCGACAUCUAUGAGAAGAUAAUUGUACCUGGAGUUGGACUCUCCUCUUUCACGUCUGAGGGUGCAGACAUUCCAGGUCACGCUGACAAGGUGCCAACAACAGCACCAAGCUUCCAAAAAGAUCAAAGCUUUCACGUCUCUGCAAAGGAAGAAGAAUCCUGCCUUUAUACCUCUGCUGAGAAGGAGUUGUCAUCUCCAGCAUCCCCUAAAGAUAAAGCAGAUGCAGCCUUUGAGUAUGCAGACAUCCACGAAAAGUACCUGCCCUUGUCUGAAACAGGUAAACGUAGGCUGCCCGAAGAGAGGGAAGAACUGAAGGUAUCCUGCGCUUUGCCAGGAGAACGGGGCUCUGAAUGUCACCCAUCAUCUGCAGCCACAGCAUUUGUUUCUCCCACAGACACAUUUUAUCAAGAAAAAUCAGCAGCCCAUACUGAUGCUGCUUGUCCAGAUAAGAACAUCAUUUUGUCUAGCCAGAAACAGAUACCUCUACCCCUGAAAUCCAAAGGCCAAAAUCUGAAAGAUGUAUACUAUGAGAAAGCAGGUCAAGGGGAAGAAAACAUGAGCGACUCAGAGUUAGAAAAAGGUGCUAAUGAGAGAUCUGAAAAGGAGUUCAAACUCCACAGCCCUGACCAAGCUGCCGGCACGGUCUACGCACACAUCUCAGCGGAGGAGGAGUUCUGUAUGUCAGAACUGCUUCUGCAAAGCAAGCGUGAGGACUCCAUUUCACCCACUUCUACUGCCUCGUCACCUUCUGAGCCAUUGUGGAAAGAGGAUUAUGGCAUUAGGAAAACUACACCAGCCACCGUUCUGGGGGCGCGUGUUGCUGGCUACAGUGACCUGCCAGACAUAGGCAGAGAUGAGCAGGCUUCAGAAAUGUGCCAUUUAAGCCAAGAUUCUUUGCAAAAGAAAGAGGAUACUGGAAAAUCCACAGAGGAAUCACAUUUCUGUGUAACAGAUUAUCCAAGUACAGAGGUGGUCUUGGAGUGCUAUGAGCAAGCCACGUAUUUGAAGUCUGCUUCUGAAAAGCAGAAAGAGGAAUGCAAAAAGGUCCCAGCAGGAGAGGGCAGAGCGAUGGCUUUCUCUUCUGGAUUUGAAUGCUCACCGCUAGGGAAGAGCGAAACAUCUGGUGUGUUCAGACACGAGCAAACCUCAGCAAGUCAUUCAGGGGAUAGUUUUCUUCCUUUAAAGGCUCCUUGUGCUUUGUCCUCAGGCCAGGAGAAGAAAGAUGAGUACUUGGAGGUUUCUGAGAAGGUCAGUAGCCAUAGCUCAUCUUUAACUAAGUUCUCACUGCUGAGUCCGUAUGAAGAGGAUAAACUGUUCUCCAAAGCUGUGGAGAAAGAGUCUGUGCCCAAAGAGCAGCUGAAAGAUGACUCUUCCAGCCUGUCAGAGGAACCAUCAUCUGAAGCAACAACUCCUGUAAUACCAACUACAGCAGAAAGCUUUUACUCCCAUAUGCUUUCUGCAUACUCAAGUGCCGGAGCAGAACCAACUACCAGGAGCCUUUGGGAUGCACCUCUGCAGAUUCCAGACAGUGCUGCUAAUACCCAUGCAGCUGAAACCAAAGACUUUGUGUUAGCUGAAGAACACGGUUCUGCACUCAGUAGUAGCAUGGGUGGCAGUACUUUGCCAUGCAGGAAAGAGUACCAAAGUUCACAGCCCGCAUCGUUCUCUGCAGAGAAACAACAGCAACCCUGUGUAACUAGUCCUGAGCAGAAGGCACCAUUUACAGGGCAGCCGAUGACACUGACAUCCCUCCCUGAUGUAUUGGCAUCAUUUCCUCAUCAUCAGCAUGACGAUAAAACCACAGCUAAUGGUCCAACAGAGGUGAGCACCAGUCUGCAAGCUUUCCAAAGCACAUACCAUUCAGCAGAGGCAAAAGAUGACAAAACAUGUCCUGAUUCUGACAGCAGUUUUUCUCCAUGCACAGGCAAAGAGGACACAGAGAGACAGAGCCGUCCUUCCUCUCUGAUGUCCCCCGAACAUAGUUUCCAGCCCUUUUUCCCAGAUGUGCAGAGGGGUGGAAGAACAGAAGACCAUGGAGAUGCUUCCCAUGAGAUGGAGACACGUUUAGGAGGCAGUUUUGACUGCGGACAGAAAAUUUCCUCACGUGAAUACAAGCAGAGGAAGGGAGAACUGUCGCCCUCAUUCAUUAACCCGAGCCCUCAUGAGCUCUCUGAAGACAGUGACCUCUCACAGGAGGAAGGCCACACUUCAGUGCAAGGAAGACCACCCCGCACUAGUAGUAGCCCUGCACAAACAGCUGCAGUGGAGGAGACCCCUCCGACAUCAGUGAGUGAUUCUGGAACUUCCCAGUCAGACUCCGAUGUCCCUCCUGAGACAGAAGAAUGUCCGUCUAUCACAGCGGAUGCCAACAUGGACUCAGAUGAAGAUGCUGAUUUCCUCCCAGUGGACAAAGCUGUUGGGAGCGCUCAUCAUGUCAGUUCUAGGUCCAGCCAUGAUCCUCAGCCUGUUCCAAUGGUAGAUCCCCAUCCUCAUCCACCUCACCCCGAUGUCUGCAUGGUAGACCCUGAUAUGUUAGUGAAUGAGCAAAGCAUGAGUAGAACUGAUAAAAUUUCAAAGAAAGACUUGAAAGAAAAGAGCAAGAGUGUGAGAAAGCCUUUGAGCAAACCCAAAUCUUCCUCUCCUGCUCGUAAAUUAGAUGUGAAAGGGAAACGAUCACCCACACCUGUGAAACAGCCAUCAGACAAAUCUCCAAAAUCUGCCACUGCCAAAAAAGAAAGAGAUGGAGGAGAGAAGCCCAAACCACGUGGUGUGCUGGUGCAGCCUCCUCACACAGAGGAUGAGUUAGCCCGGAGCAGUCACAGCAACCCUGGCAAGAGCCUUGUUAAUGGCAUCAAAUCAAAUCCUGCUUCCAAUAGUCCCAAAAGCAGUUUGCCUGUGCCCACGGGGCCGCCUGUCUAUGUGGACUUGGCUUACAUCCCCAACCACUGCAGCGGAAAGAACACAGAUCCAGAGUUCUUCAAACGAGUUCGGGCGUCGUACUAUGUUGUGAGUGGGAAUGAUGCGGCCAAUGGAGAACCAAGCCGUGCGGUGCUGGAUGCGCUCCUGGAAGGAAAGUCUCAGUGGGGGGAGAACCUGCAGGUGACGUUGAUCCCAACACAUGAUACUGAGGUGACACGGGAAUGGUACCAGCAGACACAUGAGAAACAGCAGGAGCUAAACAUCAUGGUACUGGCAAGCAGCAGCACUGUUGUGAUGCAGGACGAAUCUUUCCCAGCCUGUAAGAUUGAAUUCUAAAUCUCCCAGCCCCACUUCACGUUCAUUCAUCGACUCCAAUCACCGAUGCAACAUCAGAGACACCAUCUAAUCACAGUCCAGGUCUUCUCUGGUUUAAUCCUUUACAUGGUUCCCAUUUGUCAGGCAAUCGGGUACCCAUCUAGCUCAGCACUGGAUGCCGUGAGAAAGAAGUGCAGGGCUCUGUAAUAUUCUGGACUGAGCUUAGUUUUGUGCAAGAGCAGUUGCAGGCCAGGGGCGCUUCCACUUUCCCUGCUUUAUUCUGCCGCCUGUACAGUUUCUGUAGGCUAUCUUGGCUGCCUUGCUGCUAUGAGAGCUUGUUCCACUCUCUUCCUGGCUGCCUUGCCAUUUAACUUGUAGCACCACGACCCUCGUCUUUCUGGUGAGGGCUAAAAUGCUGCUGCUGCAUGUUGACGGUGUUUGGGGGGCAGGGAGAUAGAGAAAACUAAUUUGCAAAGUAAAUGGACUGAGCUAAUGAGGGAAAGUCAAACUUUCCAAUCACAGUGUGACAGUGAAGGGCAUUCUUCCAUCUCCCAUUGUGAGCAUACAGGUGGUGUUCUAGGUGAGGAGAUUUGUGCUCCAACUGGGCAGGGCCACUGCUGGCCACUUCUGCAGGCUUCUGUCCCAAAUACUUGCUUGCAGAGUCCUGCAAUGCUGGCUCUCUGUGCUCGGGGAGCCAUACUGAAUGACAUCUUGGGUUGAGAGGAGAAUGCUCAGCCUGUUGCUCUUUGCUGCGAAGAGCACAUUCCUAACCCGCUAACUUGAGUUUUGCACACCAAGUGGCUAAUCUGCAGAGGCACAGAGGGGCCGCUACCUGAACAGUCACACUUGAGAGAAUCCAAACGCACAACUACAGCUGGUUCUAAAGCAAAAGGGCUGCAACAACCUGGCCUCUGUUGGCCUAUGAGCUUUGAGAAACCUCCCUGCUGUGGUAAACCAAAGGUUUUACUAAGGAGUGGGGUGAGGCAGCUGAGGAACUCGCAUGCCAUACUGAGAUGGUAGUGUCUGGCCCGUAGAGCUGAUGUGGGCCAGUUCUGCAAGCAACAGCAGUUUCUUUGCUACAUGUAUGCCAACAGCCCAGCUUCUUAGCUGUGUUCAAGCAUUGUUGCCUAAACUGCCCCCUUCAAAAAAGCACACCCAGGAUUUGGAGACUAGAACCUGUGGGAUGAGGAGGAAGGACUCGUUGCAGAAACACCUGGGGGAAGCAGAUCAGUGACUGUGUUAGCUCAUAGCUUCUCCGUACCUGUUUCAGGGAUGUACAUGUGUUGCCAGCACAGAGGAGCUACUUGUGGUUGCAGCUGGCAACCUGUGGUGUCUUUGCUGUAUGGCCACCCUGGCAAGCAAUGUAGCUGUGUGCUCCGAGGGCACCAUUGCUGCUGAACCCAGAACCUCCUUGGCAUACAAGCCUGUUCCAGCCGUGGGGCUGCCCCUGCAGGGGGACCAACUCUGAGAGUGCUGGUGCUCAAGCGCGCUGCGUCAGCAGCAGCAGGAAGCCUUUGCCAGAACCUGGACCAUGUUAUGAUAGGGAUGACUUUAACUUUAUGUAAGACAAAAUGAGCAGCAGUAGGUUGUGCUCCUCUGACGAAGGAGAGAUGAGAUAGAAGGCGCUGUUGCAAGGCUUGGCAUACAAGUAUUUCCAUCUGCUGCGUCACCCACUGUGCUUGGCCCUGAGCCGAGGUCUGAUUCCACAGUAAGUAUCCCAGGACGAUGGGCUGUACUUGCCUAGGACGCUUCAUUUUCUUUGCUACUGUUUUCUAGCAGCUGACACAAAGAAAAUGCCGCUUAGAAAAUUGCUCCUAGAACUAAAAUGGAGCUUCUAGGGAAUGGGUUUAUUUUGCAUUUAAUUUAUAUAUUUAUUUGUUGAUCUUAAGCUGCUUUUUGUUUGGAUUUACUGUUUUAAUUUAUACGUGUUAACUGUACACUACGUGCUCUUGGUGUCAGCUCAGAGGUUUCUCAGUACGAAUACUUAGAUGCUGCAAUUUGAAGAACAGCAAAAGGACCACGGAGAAUUUGCUGGCAACAGAAGGGAUCUCAGCUUGCAGCCUGCGAGGCUAUGUCUGAAACCCAGCAGCUGCAGGACAAAGCCCAAGGCUAGCAGCCUCUCCCUUGGGACAGUCAGCCCUUUCAAACAUACUCCGUGGUAGGAGUGUGUGAACUUACUGGGGGAUUUCUGAAAUCCCUGGGCUCUAUUCACAUUAACCAUGGAACCACAGUGUGUCUGCCAGAAUAAAUGUCAUUCUCUGCAACCCAGUGGGAUUAUUUUCUAUGAAUGUCAGGUAAAGCAAGCAAUUGUAGGCAGUAACGGACCUACUUAUGCUUUUCCCAGACGCUGCUCUGGGGUUUUGCCUUCGGUGCUUUGGGGAGAUCCUGGUUCACUUGUCAAUGGGACUGGAUGGCAGCCAUCUGCAGGAAUAAAAUGCCCAACGUCCAGUGCCGGGUAGCUAGAGAAAUAAACAUGACCUCUUCAUUGACUGGGUCCUUGGAUCCCUCAGCACGGCUAGGUAUAAAAGCUGAUGCACUAACUUUAGAUAGACCCACGUAUGAAUGUUUCUCAAUUUUAAACUUGAAGCAAUUCUAACUAAGCAGUAAGAGUGAGGCUUUGCAAGGUGCCUGCAUCCUCCCAGCAGGAGUGCAGUUGUUGGCACAUGUUUCAGUGCAAACACUUGCCCUCUGCACGCUGUGCUCCUGCACUCUGCAGCUGUGCUGCUCAGACUGCUCAAUCUUUCCCCAGUUCAAUUCUGUGUCCUCAAGACUCCACAGUUUUUUUCAGACUUUUGUGGCAGUUUCUUCUGCCUUCAGUUCCUCUCUCUCCCUUGUGAUCUUCUGAAACUAUGGGGAAAAAGAACUGUAUAAAUUCCAAUGUGUAAAGAGUCGGACUCUGCUCAGCCUGCAGGAGCCAGCAGAACCCAUCCAGAGGUAAUAGAACACUACAGAGAGAAACAGUUAAACUCUGCUUUUGCUUGUUUCUGCAUGUGGGCAACAACACGUAAUCUUCCUGUAUGUAAUAGGUACAAAAUACUAUUUUAAACCUAUAAUUAAAAAAGAAAAAAGUGAACGUCUUAACUGUAUUGAAAUGGCAACUUGUGCUCCCAGCUUCUAUGCUAAAUGUUUUAAAAACAGAGCCCUGAUUCUUUUCUUCAGCAUCAUAUUUCUGUUUGAAUUUAGUCCCUCAACCUCUGUCCUUUUGCCCUUUUCCAUAUGAAAUACUCUGUAACUAACUACUGUCAAGAGAGGAGCCCAACACAUUAAUAAUAAAGCCACAUUAAUUGCGAACAAGAA
Molecule: messenger RNA, 13041 nt
Organism: Lagopus muta (rock ptarmigan)
Lineage: Eukaryota; Metazoa; Chordata; Aves; Galliformes; Phasianidae
Gene: MAP1A
Product: microtubule associated protein 1A
Exons: 7
Coding region: 91-9765 (3224 amino acids)
Biological process (GO): microtubule cytoskeleton organization; regulation of microtubule depolymerization; dendrite development
Cellular component (GO): synapse; microtubule; neuronal cell body
Molecular function (GO): microtubule binding; actin binding
Source: RefSeq, a predicted model, not a curated record